Molecule: messenger RNA, 2106 nt
Organism: Plasmodium gonderi
Lineage: Eukaryota; Apicomplexa; Aconoidasida; Haemosporida; Plasmodiidae
Product: zinc finger protein
Exons: 1
Coding region: 1-2106 (701 amino acids)
Cellular component (GO): nucleus
Molecular function (GO): zinc ion binding
Source: RefSeq, a predicted model, not a curated record
AUGCACAACUCCUUUAGAGAUGAGAAAGUUGGUGAAAGUGCACAAGGGGAACAUCAAAAUGAAGAACUCAUAGAUAUGAGAAGACAUUUCUUUAAGGAAGAAGAUGAUUAUACAGUGGCUAGUCGAAAUUAUGUAGAAGAUUUAAAGGGUUACAUGAAUCGAGUAAAUACCUUUAGAUCGUGGCUAAAAAAACCUGCACAAUUAUGUUCCCUCCUUUUAGCUAGGAACGGGUUCAUAUGUGAAAGUGAAAAUACUAUAAGAUGCGAAAUGUGUAAAUGCAAAUUUGUGUAUGAGAAAGAUACAUAUUCCAUGUAUACAAAAAUAAAUGAUUUAUGUUUAUUGCAUUUAAAAAAUUGUCCAUGGAAAGGUAAAUUAAUGGGCCUACAUAUUUUUCACCUCGAUGAAGAAUCGCUGAAAAGAGACAACUUACUGAGAGACUAUGAAAACAUGAUAAUGUUAAUACAAAAUGAUAAUUAUGAAAUACCAUAUAUAAAUAUAAAGAAAACAAUUAACGACUUUAUUUUAAUUAUUAAGAAACAUUUAACUAAUAAUGAUGCAAAGAAUAAAUUUCAUAUAUUCACUUCGUAUGUUGAAUUCUUUAAAAUGUACUAUGUCGAUAUAUUUAGAAAUCAUAAAGAUGUGGUUGACAAAGGUAUCAAAUUGAUUAAGUCGAAUUACCAAAAUUAUGAGAAACCCACCGUGGAUGAAGCAUUUUUAAAUAACUUAUCUUAUGACCCCUUAGAUGUACAUACAUAUAUAAACAUCUUAUCAGAUGAGAAUAGUAUAUCUAGUCUCAAUAAUCCAAAUGAUGAUAUUAACAUGUAUUUUAAAAUUGUAAGCAAACUGAAAAACCAUGAAUACCAAGAUGUAAGUCUCUAUAAGCUCAUUGCCUUAUUUGGGUGGACAUACAAAUUACAUGAAACGGAAAAAAAUCUUUCUUCUAAUAUUCUCUAUUGUAGACAUUGCUUUAGAGAAGUUGACAUGAGUUAUUAUUCUACCUUUUCAAGAACUGACAACAAGUUGAAUUUAUUCAAGCCAAUAGACCCCCUUCUCUGUGAGGAAAUAGCUAGCUAUUUUGAAAAUCAUUCCAAAGGAGAGGAAUUAGGAGGAGGAAAACAGUCACUCAAUUAUAUUGGCGAUAUUGGAGAUGUGAUAGACCAUCUUUUGAGCUUGACCUAUGGGUGCGUAGAUCAGAAGUAUGCUGAUGGCGAAGGGAAGCGUGAUGAGGUGGUGGGUGAAGAGGGGCAGUAUGAUGAAGUGAAGGGGGAAGAGGGGCCGUGUAAAGAAGUGAGGGGUGAAGAGGGGCCGUGUAAAGAAGUGAGGGGUGAAGAAGGACAGUGUAAAGAAGUGAGGGGUGAAGAGGGGCCGUGUAAAGAAGUGAGGGGUGAAGAGGGGCCGUGUAAAGAAGUGAGGGGUGAAGAGGGGCCGUGUAAAGAAGUGAGGGGUGAAGAGGGGCCGUGUAAAGAAGUGAGGGGUGAAGAAGGACAGUGUGGUGAAGCGAGGGAUGAAGAUACCAUGAAUGAUGCAUUAAAGAAUGAUGCACCGAAGGAGCAGGAAGGAUUCCCCUUCAAGUGGAGCUUAAAGCACCUUUUUCUCCCAAAAAAGAGCACCGAUGAUGUGGGGGAAAAGCAUUAUGGUGAUGACACAUUGCCAAGUGAAAAUCCACUGACAAGCAGCUACGAAGGCAUAAUGAACAUGAAUGAGAAAAUGGACCUAUCAGUUGUAAAAGAAAAAAAAAAAAAAAAAAAAAUUUCAAUAAAAAAUACGUUGAGUGAAGUAUUCCUUGAGAUAAGUGAUUACACAGAGGAUGAAAACUUAUUUAUCAAAACGGUUCAAGAUUAUUACGUACUAAAGGGGAAUCCUAAUGAGGUGGUACGUCCUUUCAGUGAAGAUAGUACAAAGAGUAAGAAUAUCUCAGAUACUGUGAACGGUAAAGAAGAGCUGAACAGAUCAAACUUGUAUAUAAUUCGACCCUUUAACUUGAUUGAAAAUCAUAGAGUGUUCUGUCCUUAUAUGACAGAAGAUUUGUAUGGCUUUUCCAAGAUAACGAAACUAUUUUUCGAGUUGCUUAUGUCGGAAUCUCAGAGGCGAUACGUGAUUAUGUAG